GCGGGGAAAAACAGGGCAACGAGCAUGAGUCCGCAUUAUGGGUAUAAAACCAGGCGCCGAGAGUCCCCCUGUAGGUCGCAUUUUCUGGGCGGGAAGUAAACAGAGGCUCGUGAGAGGCGGCUAGGAAUAGCUGUGAGGAAGUCGGCCCAAGGGAGCAGAGCUCCACCUCGUGGUGCGGCGGCCUGGAGGAAACGCGGAGCCUUCCAGUGGGGCGAGGGGGGGGGGGGGGCUAAGCGGGAGGUCACGUGGCGUGGUGCCGUGGGCCGCCGGAGGAGCAACAGCUGCUGCUGAAGCCGCGCCCGAGCAGCGGGCGGGGAGUGUCGUCCUCCUCCUGGUCCUCUCUGUUGGGGGGCUGUUCCUGAGCUGGUGCUUUGCAGAGCCUGGAAGGGCCGUCGCUGUUCUCCGGUUUCUAAGGAAGAUGACUUUGUUUAAUGGAGGGGUUCCCAACCUGUGUCACUCCAGAUUUUGCUGGACUGCAGCUGCCAUCUUCCUUGGAUACAACUUGUCACUAGCAAUGGAACAAGAACAGAAUUCAAGUAGGCAAGAAGAUGACAACAUGAAGACAAUCGAAGAAGAAUACAAGAAAGCUUUUAUGUAUAUUAACAAAGGCCUGAAUAUUGAUGAGUUGGGACAGAAGGAAGAAGCAAAGAAAUGUUACAGGCGGGGACUUGACCACUUGCUCAGGGGAGUUAGCAUUCCAUCCCAAGGUCCAGAAUGUGUGGGGACCCAGUGGGAAGCUGCCAGACAAAUGCAGCAGAAAAUGAGAGACACUCUUCAAAACGUUAAUGCUCGCCUGAACAUGCUAGAUGAAAAUGCACAACCCAGUCCCACUGCAGUGCAUCCCUCUGUAGAGACACCAAAGUUAUAUCCCACAAUUCCUUCCAAAGAGAAGCCAGAGAGGCCUUCCCUACCAAAGUCACUGAUGUCUCCAUCUCUGCCCCUGGCACCAGGUGGAUCUACAAGCCAAGGGCUGGCUGUGACGAGUCCUUUAUCUCCUAUAGCUCAGCCUCUGUCCAGUGUAGCACCUCCAGCUUACACCCCUGAGGCUACUGAUGGGCACUAUACUGUGUCUUAUGGGACUGAUUCUGGGGAGGUUUCAUCUGUUGGAAAUGAGUUCUACACCCAGUGUGCGCAGCCACCUCCUAUCCAGAAUCUUGGAGUAGAUGCCGAUGAGCUGAUCCUCAUUCCCCAGGGGGUGCAGAUAUUCUUUGUGUCUCCUGACGGUCAAGUUAGUGCUCCCUCAUAUCCUGGAUACCUUCGCAUUGUGAAGUUCUUAGACGAGGAUGGUGCAGCAGCGCAGAAUCGUCCCCCUGCUUUUCUUCAGGUUUGUGACUGGCUGUAUCCCCUCAUGUGCAAUCAGUCACCUGUUCUCUCCUGCAACACUGGCGUCUAUAUGUUCCCUGACAUGAUGUCACAGGUGUCAGGUUCCUAUGUGGGGGUCGUGUUAUCUUCAGAACUUCCUGCUGCUGACAGAGAAUUGUUUGAAGAUCUGCUGAAACAGAUGUCUGACCUUAGAGUGCAGGUUCCGGGAUCCUCUGAGGGAAUAGGGUUAUCAGAAUGCUCAAGAUCUCACAAAGAGCUUUUUGAGGAUCUGUUAAAACAGAAAUCUGAUCUCAGAGCCAAGCCUGGAGAGGCUUCAAGUGAUGUUAACCUGCCCCAAACUGUACAUAUUCAGCCAGUGCCUGAAGGGAAGGCGCAUGAAUUACCUGACUGGAGUGAGAGAGUAGCCCAUGGCAUCUUAUCAGGAGCAUCCUGGGUGAGCUGGGGCCUGGUCAAAGGAGCAGAAUUCACAGGAAAAGCAAUCCACAAAGGAGCUUCUAAACUAAGAGAACACAUCCAGCCAGAGGAAAAGCCUUUGGAAGUCAACCCAUCUGUUGCAAAGGGGUUGCAUGUAGCAAAGCAAGCUACAGGGGGAGCUGUGAAAGUCAGCCACCUCUUAGUUGAAGGUGUGUGCUCUAUAGCAAGUUGUAUUGGAAGAGAGUUGGCCCCUCAUGUCAAGAAGCAUGGAAGCAAACUGGUUCCAGACUCCCUUAAGAAAGACAAAGAGGGAAAGUCCACUUUUGAUGGUGCUAUGGUUGUAGCAGCAAGUGGCGUUCAAGGAUUUUCAACAAUAUGGCAAGGUUUGGAAAGUGCUGCAAAAUGUAUUGCUAAAAAUGUGUCUAAAGAGACUGUUCAAACUGUUAGGCACAAAUUUAAAAAUAGGAAAAUUGGAGAUCAGCUUUCAGUGCCCACUAAGAGUGAAAAGCAAUAAGUAACUUGCAAAUAUCUACAACUUAUAUCUGUCUAGAGGAUCCUCUAAUUUUCACCCCAUCUCUCAACUGUGUACCACAAAACGCCCUACACAAAUCUUUAUGAAAUGAAUUAAGAUGAGCACAGGGCAAGCUCCUCCAGACACAGGACCACAUCAAGCAUCUAUUGUAUAAAAGACUGUCACUCAAGUUCCAUGUAACUCCAAAACUUUGGGUGUUUUUGAAGAGCCCAUAAAACAGGGCAUAUUUCACACAGCAGGCUUUACUGUGAGUUCAAAGUUGCCCCAAAAAACCAAUGCAAAAAGUGGAUUUUUUUAAACCCAUGUAAAUCAGGCUACAUUCCAACAUGCCAAAACCCAAAUCGUGUGUGAAGUGCUCCUGAUAGCUCAUGAGGACUUCAGGGUAAAUAUGGCAGAUAUAUGAACGCAGACCCUCCACUCCAGAGGAGAUGCAAGCUUAAAAGCCCAGUGUGAAAAACGUCCAGGCUGUAGUAAUAUUAGUAUGUGCAUUGCUGUUGUUCAUAUAGUCUAGUGCUACCAGUGUAGUCACUUUUACUUUAUAGCAGGGGUUUCCAGAGGAUAUUGGACUACAAUUCUCAUCCCCUUCAGCCACAAUGGCAUGGAUGAAUGGUAUGCUGGGAGUUGUAGUCAAACAUUAAGUGGAAAUCCAAGUUUGGGAACCCCUUCUGUAUAGUACAGCUGCUUGAUUCCCUGGUAAAAAUUAUGUAAUCUGGAGGUGGACAAACUCUCUCCCCAAAAUGAGUUGCAUUUUGUGAAAUCCCUUAAGCACUUGAAGCCCAUGUCUAACUCCUUUGAACUGAAGUUCAGUAAUUGUUGGAUCUCCUUGCUCCUAGACACCAAGGUCUUUAUGCUGUUCUCAUCCACAAUAUCUCUGCUGCCUUUGAUACAGUUAACUAUCCCCCCACCCCCUAUGUAAAUUGCUUUGUGACUUUACCACUGCUGGUUCUCUUCCUUGUUUGAGACUGGCACGGCUCAGCUCCUAGCUCCUUAAUGUUAAAUGUUUUCUUGUCGUCUAAAAUUAGGAAGUCUGCAUUGAUACCAAUUCUUGUUCCUGAACUGCUUUGCUAUAAAACAUUAAAAUUUGUUUUUUCUACCCACUCACCUUUUAAAUACCACCAGUGUUUGGGUUAUCCAAACUCCUGACAAGUACAGUAUAGUUUUGAGAUGGUGUGACUACUCUCCUUACUUGCUAUUACUUUUGGUACUGCAUGAGUUAACGGUUAAUUUUUUUAAUAUUAGUGCUUGUGGAUUAUGGUGUCAUGAUGAAACUAAUACAAUUGGGUAUGUUUGCUCUCCAACUAACCGGAUCAAAUGAGAUGAUUAUAUUUGACAUAAUAUAAGGUUGCUGUGUUGUCAACAGAAAAGGUAUAUAGAAAUAGAAUAUUUAAGGGUUAUAGUACUGGGUCCUACUUUUCUCUGUAUGUGUGCAUUACUCUAAUCAAGACCUGGAUUGCAUUAUACCGACAAAUAUUGUGUACAAGAGAAACUUCCAGUAUUUUGGCUCUAAAUACAGUUAGCCACCCUGGAAGACUUGGAAAAGAAUAUUUGAAUAUUUGGUAUUCGGAAACUUCAUUCAUAGUCUCCCCCCCCCCCACACACACACACAAGUAGCAGAUUAAAACCUUUGUCUUGGAGCAAGCUCACGUGAGGGAAAAAUGCUGAAUCAUCCCUGCAUGACUAGGCUUCUCCUAAUAAUCUUCUGUAUUUUUGGUAGGUUCAAAAAUAGCUGCCACCACCACACCUCUUAAUUACAGAGCUUGAACCUCCCUGGGCUUGGGGGUGGAAUCCCAGGGAAAACUCUACUUUGCUACUAGACAAGUACAAAAAUCUUCCACAUGCAAGCCUACACAUAGUGAGAAACUUGAUAGCUGCUGAACACCUGAGGAGACGUGUUUGCACCAGAUAAAUCCCCCUUUACCACCACCAUCCAACUUUCCUGAGUUAAAAAGCAAAUCUGAGAGGCUUGUAAAAGAAAAGGAACAAAAAGGUUUUAUUCCAGUACUACAGACUGCUUCCAUCUGAGGCAUACUCAGCUUUUAGUUACAGAUAAAUACUCAGUAGGUUACAAGAAUACAUCAAAAGCACCCAAAUGAUGUUGGGGCAGCACACUUUAAAAAUAUUGGUUACCCAGUUGCAAAGAACAGGUAUGUACGAAAAUGCAAAAGCACACUUAAAUGCAUACAGCGUCUUUUGCUAUGCCCUAGGUGUAUGAAGUGUAGGCUAGUGUUUCUUAUUUCAAUUAUGUUGUAGGUAAACUAUAAUAGAACAGUAUUGGGGAAUAUGCAAAACCCACACUCUAUAACUUCUAAUGCAAGGUCUGACUAAACAAACUUUCCCUAGACUAAAUUUCCCGAAGCCAAAGCCCAGGCUUCCUGCCCUCCUAUCUUUCAAGGAUCCGCAGAAUCAAUUUCUUGCAGCACUUCUACCUGGCCACUUAUCCUUCUCUAACAAGGAACUGCCUUCUUCCCAAAAGCUCUCUAGGUCCCACCCACCUGGUGUGGGUACAUAAUUGCUGAGCCCUGGAGUUCACCAGCCUGUCAGUCAGGACAGGAUUCACUUCCGUGAAUCCUGAGGCAUGGCUGAUCACUACACACCCAAUUUUGGGAUUUUGUUAGCUUCUUUCCGCCCCCCCCCCCAGUAUUAAUUAGGAAUGUGCUGAAAACACAAUUGGCCACUGAGCUGCAGCACAUCCCCCACACAUUUAACAGGGACGAGAGCAGGUAAGGAUCUGCUCUUGUGAUUCGCUGCUCAGAUAGCACCAUCCAGAGUGAAUCUUUAAAUCCUAUAAGCAGUUUGUCUCAAAGUGGCAUGUUAAUAUUUAAUCUGAAAUAGACUGCAAAUUUCCAUGAUGGUGUAUUGGGCACUUAAAAUGCUUUCUCCAAUACAUAAUUGCUGAAAUUGGGCUGUUAUGCUUGCACUGCAGGGAAGAAUUGAGUAAGAUUGCUCCUUUCUUUCAUAUACAGAGGGUAGCCAAGCUUUGUAUCUGAAAAAAUGCUUUCCAACCUUCACUUGGGCAUGCAUAGUAAGAACACACAGUGUACACUUUAAAAUGUGGCAGAGAGCUCUUCCUAGUGCUAGAAUAAGGAAGUUUCCCAUAUUUCUGGGUAAGAAGGUAGAUCUUAUUUCCCAAUAAAAACAUCCUGAUUGGUUUAAGAAGCUUUCAGUUUUUAAAACCCAACUUAAAUCUCUUAAUUUAGCAUUUCAACCUUGUGCUUCAUUGUGCAUUUGAUGUAAUGUGGUUUAGCUAACCUCAGCAAAAAAAAUCUUGCAUUCUCUGUACUCUUACAGUUCUGGGGUGGGAACAGUGCUUUUGAUUA
This is a messenger RNA of Hemicordylus capensis (graceful crag lizard), 5586 nucleotides long. RefSeq names its product spartin (gene SPART). Gene Ontology annotation, biological process: cell division; negative regulation of BMP signaling pathway. The record is from RefSeq and is a predicted model, not a curated record. The transcript has 10 exons. NCBI's taxonomy places the organism in Eukaryota, Metazoa, Chordata, Lepidosauria, Squamata, Cordylidae. Gene Ontology annotation, cellular component: plasma membrane. The coding region runs from base 419 to 2251 and encodes 610 amino acids.